AUGUCUCCCAUCGUCGAAAACUUUGAAGAGUUGGACCAAAGUCUUGAUUUCGAAACCUUCUGCGCCAUUGGCGGAAUACCCGAGCAGGGCAUAUUGCCAGAGUUCCAGAUUAUAUGGACCAAGGUGGCCGAUAUGAUUGAAGUCCAGUGCUUUGAUCUUGAGGAGGGUGGCGCAUUAGCCUGCGAUGUUGCAGUGCACGGUCCGGCACUAUACUACAGUGCCAGAACACGGGAACCGUCACUGCACUAUCAGAUCAACGGACUUGUCUCGGCGAUGUGGUCACCUAUGUUUUCGAAAUCUUAG
Molecule: messenger RNA, 303 nt
Organism: Plenodomus lingam JN3
Lineage: Eukaryota; Fungi; Ascomycota; Dothideomycetes; Pleosporales; Leptosphaeriaceae
Source: RefSeq, a predicted model, not a curated record